Ceratosolen solmsi marchali is the source of this 2256-nucleotide messenger RNA. RefSeq names its product condensin complex subunit 2. Lineage: Eukaryota; Metazoa; Arthropoda; Insecta; Hymenoptera; Agaonidae. The transcript has 3 exons. Gene Ontology annotation, molecular function: chromatin binding. Bases 196 to 2241 code for a protein of 681 amino acids. The record is from RefSeq and is a predicted model, not a curated record. Gene Ontology annotation, cellular component: condensin complex. Gene Ontology annotation, biological process: mitotic chromosome condensation.
CUGCGGACAGCAGGGCUGCCCAUUAUCUUAACGAACUCGCGCACGCACACAGAAGUUAAUUUACGAAAAGAAUUAGAAGUUUUAAAAAAACUUCAUAAACAAAUUCAACAACUGUAUACUUUAAUUCGUCAUUUUAGAAUUGAUUUGGAAAAAAUAAGUGAUAACUAUUAUAAUUUGCUGAAUCUUAAAUGAGCAAUGGCUGGAUCAAAUAGAAGAAGUUUAGGAGCAGUGCGUUUUGAUUUAUCUGAGAUUGCACCUUCUCUAACAAUAUCUCCAACUCGCCGUCGACGUUCUAUAGCAGCACAAAAAAUUAUAGAAACUAAUAUUGAAGAAAAUGAUGAUGAAGCAGAAAGAUUGGCAAGAAGAGAAAAAAAUGAAACUAGUAGUCCAGCAUCAACAUCUUUGUCAGGAAAUGAACGUAGACCUUCUGCAUUUGGUUUAUCUGCAAUAUCUAAUUUAUCUUCUGUAGAAAUGAGUAAUCAAAUUGCCCAGUGCAUAAAAUUAAGCGCUGAAAACAAAAUUAAUGACAAAAAUGCUUUUCAAUUAAAAAUGAUUGAUUUUUUAGUUUAUACGUUAAAAAAACAAGAUCCGAAUAUGACCAAUUUACAAAUGGCUAGUGCAUCUUUAGAUGCUAGUGCAAAAAUUUAUGGAUUUCGAGUAGAUAAAGUUCAUUCUGAUCUAUUAAAAAUUAUAGGUAUGGUAAAACAAGAUAAAAGAGAUCUUAAGGAUGAAAAGAUAACUAAUGAAAAUAUUAAUAAUUCUAAUAUAAAUAAAAACGAUAUUCAACAAAAAAAAACCAAAAGAAAAAGUUUGCAGCACAUAAUAUCUAAAGUCGAAGCCCUAAAGGGUAAUUUAGAAACAUAUGAUCCAUUAUCAUUAAUAAGGUGUCAAAGAGAUACUCAAACUUCAGAUAUGCUUUUUCAAGCAGGUCUUCCACAACAUGCUAGUCAUGGUGUUGCAUUGAAUUUAUAUAAUGAUGUUAUUUUAGAUAAAAUUUCAAUGAUUUAUAAUCAACCCUUAAAAAUUUCAACUUAUAUUAUUGAUGAUUUUACAAGCCACAUACUUUGUCCAUCAUAUUCUGCUUUCAAAUUUCUUGAUUGGUCACCAGAUAUUCAAACUAAGGAAUUAAAAAGUCAAAUAAAUGAAAAUGAUGGUGAAUAUCAUUUUGAUUUAGAUGCUAUAGUUGCUGAUGACGAUGUUAUUGAUAGUGAUACUCUGAUGGACUGUGGAGAUGCGUACGAAGAAAGAUGUGAUAAAUUAGUACAAAAUCAACACAUUGAAAAUAUAGUAGAUUUUCAAGAUAUUAUUGCAAAUAAUCCAAAUCCAAAUGCAACUUAUGAAUAUUCCUAUUUGCAAAAAAGUUAUCGUAUUCAUUGGGCUGGUCCAUCCCACUGGAAAAUAAUAUUAAAUAAAAAUCUUGGUAGUAGUAGAAUAGUUGAAACUUGUAAACAAAAUAUAACAAAAAAAAAAAAAGAAAUACAAUUAGUUUUCACAAAAAAUUCAAAAGAAGAAAGCAAAAGUAAAUUCAAUCAAAUAAACAGACAAACUAAAUUAUUAUCAAAAACAACAAAAAUAAUUUGGUCAGCAGAUAAAGUUACCUUUCCUCAAGAUAUACAUUAUGAUCUCAAACGUUAUUACAUAUUUUUUAAUAAGCCAAUAGAAAAUUUAAAAUUUUCUAACAAUGAAAAAAUAGAUAUAAAUGCUAAUAGAGAUAAUUUAAAUUAUAGUGAUGAUUAUAUUAAUUCUGUUGCACUAGAUAAUGGGGAAAGUUUUAGAGAUAAUGAAGAAGAAAAACAUUUAAAAGAUCAUAAUUUAAUAUACAAUCAAGAAUCUACUAUAAUUCAAAGUCAAGGUGCAUUUAUCGGUGAUAAUUUAGUAUCUAUACCAAAAUUAACUGAUAAAAUUUUCAUUCCAUACUCUCAAAGAGCAAAAAAAAUUGAUAUGCGGCAACUUAAAAAAGCCAUGUGGAAAAAUAUAAAGAAAACUACUAAGGAAACAGAAAAAGAAAAUUUUUAUAUUACACAAGCAAUUGAAAACGAGAAUAAGGCUAUAGAACCAAAAGCUUUUAGUGACAUGUAUUUAGAAAUACCAAAGAUCUUAUCUAAACUUAAUGCUGAUUCUUUAAGUCCAGCUAUUGCAUUUGUAUCACUUCUUCAUCUAGCUAAUGAAAAAAAUUUAAAAAUAGAUAGAAAUAUUGAAUUAUCUGAUUUCAUCAUAAAAUGCGGAAAAAAUAAUCUAUAGCAUUAAAUUAAAUGC